CACCCAGCAACCGCCCGGGCCGCGCAGGGACCUGGCGCCGGCGAAGCUCACCAAACCAGUUACUGACUCGACCCGUCCCACGAGCGAAAGUUGGAAAUAAAUAAUACCUAAACCUUCUUCUCGACAUGGUAUCAAAACAGAGCUAUUGCUGAGAGUUUGAUAUAUAAAGAAGUUAUGGUUCGACUGACCUUGGAUCUAAUUGCCAGAAACAGUAAUCUUAAACCCGGAAAAGAAGAAACCAUUUCACAGUGGCUGAAGAAGAUAACUCAUAUAAAUUUUUCAGACAAAAAUAUAGAUGCAAUUGAAGACCUCUCUCUUUGCAAAAAUCUUAGUGUUCUAUAUUUAUAUGAUAACCGUAUUCGUCAAAUCAUUAACCUGAAUUAUGCCACAAAUCUGACCCACCUGUACCUACAAAACAAUUGUAUUUCAUAUAUAGAGAACCUAACAUCAUUAAAGAAACUGGAAAAACUGUAUCUGGGAGGCAAUUACAUUGCUGUCAUAGAAGGUUUAGAAGGGUUAAAAGAACUAAGAGAGCUUCAUGUUGAGAGUCAGAGGCUUCCCCUUGGAGAAAAGCUUCUGUUUGAUCCAAGAACUCUUCAGUCUCUGGCAAAGUCCCUGUCUGUAUUGAAUAUCAGCAAUAAUAAUAUUGAUGACAUUAGAGACUUAGAAGUACUGGAGAAUCUCAAUCAGCUCAUAGCAGUUGACAAUCAGCUUCUGAAUGUGAAGGAUUUGGAGUAUUUACUGAACAAGUUGACGAAGUUGUGGAAAAUGGAUCUAAACGGAAAUCCUGUUUGUCUCAAACCAAAAUACAGGGACAAACUGAUAUUGGUGUCCAAAUCACUAGAAUUUCUUGACGGAAAAGAAAUUAAAAAUGUGGAAAGACAAUUCCUAAUGAAUUGGAAAGCAUCCAAAGAUGCCCAAAAAAUCAGCAAGAAAAAAAGCAGUAAAAACGAGGAUGCAAGCAACUCAUACAUAAGUAACUUUGAAUCAAUGCAUCACAUAGUUCCUGUUUAUUACCCACAGAUGGGUAAGCCAACAUUAGUCUUCUUCUCUGAAAUACAGAGAUACCCUGUAACUGGAAAUGCAUCUCCAGAAAGCUCCCAAGAAGAUAACAGAAAAAUUAUUGAAGAUAUGGGGAACCUCUCUUUGAAAAAAAUCUGAAAGCUUGCUGACAAAAAAUGAUGUGCAUGAACCUCACCUUCUAGAGAACACAAAAGUAUAAGACAAUUUGUUUGUAGAAAACAAUUCAGCCUCAAGUGAUCUGAAACGUUUGGUUUUUUUUUUUUUUAACUUUAUAGGACCAGGCAACAACAUCUUUUGUGGGCUUGUGGUUUUACGGUAUCUCAUUACAUUCAAAAACCCUUUAAGUUCCUGUUUGAUUUGCUUCUUUAUACAAUCUGAAACAUGGCUUUCCACAUGUGAAUUCAAGGAUCCAAGUGAUUGCUUUAUACUUCAUCAUAUACACUUUACUGAGAAAAGAUGUGCUUUCUCACUCGCAGUGGAAAUCCUUUUUGAAUCAAUGGAAUUUUGGUGUGCUGCUUUCCAAAGUGUAAAUCUAAUUACAGUUAUCGGACGAGAAUUGAGAUUAAAGACUAAGGAUCAUUCUGAUUCACUAACAUACUUAAUGUGUGGGCCGGUACAUCCAAAUAGCGCCACCAUUACUAAUGACCGCUUGGUACAAUCGUUCCAAUGUAGAAAUCUACUGGAAAGUAUGAGAUUACGUUGCACAC
Lemur catta (Ring-tailed lemur) is the source of this 1730-nucleotide messenger RNA. It is a transcript of the gene PPP1R42, whose product is annotated as protein phosphatase 1 regulatory subunit 42. The coding region runs from base 175 to 1161 and encodes 328 amino acids. NCBI's taxonomy places the organism in Eukaryota, Metazoa, Chordata, Mammalia, Primates, Lemuridae. The transcript is spliced from 9 exons. The record is from RefSeq and is a predicted model, not a curated record. Gene Ontology annotation, molecular function: protein binding.